This is a messenger RNA of Pseudogymnoascus verrucosus, 826 nucleotides long. RefSeq lists its product as uncharacterized. Lineage: Eukaryota; Fungi; Ascomycota; Leotiomycetes; Thelebolales; Thelebolaceae. The coding region runs from base 149 to 826 and encodes 225 amino acids. The record is from RefSeq and is a predicted model, not a curated record. The transcript has 2 exons.
GCUAUACGGAAGGAUCACUUCGAUGCGAGUGUUCCCAAAAUAAAUUCACAGAUGCAGGCUGCGAAAAGGCUUUUCUAGCUCCCCUCCCCACGCCCAGCCUCGCACCUGCUCCAGGCACCCCAAUCGCAGGACACAUGCAUCACGUGCCAUGUCCACCCCCGACAACAACGACUCCCCCCUCUCCAUCACCUCCUCCGUUACGGGGAUCCUCACCUUCCUCGUCGCCAUAACGGCCACAAUCUGGCUCCGGAUCUCCGCCAUCCGCACCGCCGACACCGAGUACUCGCGCGUCAAAACUGCCCUGAGCUGGUACAAAACCGAGUCAGAAUGGAUCCACGACCUCGUCGCCACGCAGCGAGAUGCCCAGGACAGGAGCAGGGGGAGUUUCGAUAGUUAUUUCUUGGAUAAGGAUUUGGCUUGGAGGGAGAAGGGGAGGGGGAGGCAGAGGGAAACGGAGAUGUAUGUUUUUGUGCUUGAUCAGCUUGGGACCCUCGAGGCGAGGUUGUUGGAGAUGGUUACGGCGGUGGAGGUUAAGGCGGAGGGGAGCUGGAGGGAGUGGCAGGGGGAAGGGCAGGGGGCGGGGUGGGGAGGGGGGGCGAAGAGGUGGUGGAGGAGGACGAGGAUUGGGGUUUAUUGGUUGCCGGUUAGGACGAAGGCGUUGGAGUUGGUGAGGCAGAGGGAUGCGUUGGGGAAUAGGGUUUUGUUUGCGCAGUUGGCGAUGGUUUCUUCGAGGUUGGCGGAUGGGGAGGAGAGAGCGAAUAGACAGGAUGAGAGGAUUAGGGAGUUACUGGAUACGGUGAGGUCGUUUGAUGAGAGGUUGCCGUGA